Molecule: messenger RNA, 11537 nt
Organism: Salvelinus fontinalis (brook trout)
Lineage: Eukaryota; Metazoa; Chordata; Actinopteri; Salmoniformes; Salmonidae
Gene: hecw2b
Product: HECT, C2 and WW domain containing E3 ubiquitin protein ligase 2b
Exons: 31
Coding region: 1971-7028 (1685 amino acids)
Biological process (GO): regulation of dendrite morphogenesis
Molecular function (GO): ubiquitin-protein transferase activity; protein binding
Source: RefSeq, a predicted model, not a curated record
CUGCUAACAUCUUGUCGCUGCCUCCUCAUAGUGCUAGUGAUCCAUCUAGCCUACUUUCAUCCACUAUGCUCGUAUACUGACUGAUGCCACUGGUCCAAACAACGUUAUGCCGCGCCAGCUAGCGCACGGUUUACCAGAUAUAGCCUUUUAGAAAGUUCUUCAACGAGAUUCAAGGGUUGACUUUUGGAAAAGUGUUGAGUUAAAAUCUCGAUAUGCUGGCACCGUUCCGACCUGUCACCAAGGAGAGAUGCUACAAAAAUAGGAACGUAUUCACUGUUGCUGCCACAGGAGCGGAAACAGUGCAGCGGAUAUGGGGUCUUCUAAAUAAUUAAGAAAAGAGGAGCGCUUUCUUUACUGCAGACUGGCACGUCAAGUAACGGUUCGGUAGAAACUAACGGAGUUUAUCCACCAAUGCUAUGAAAUCUAACAGAUGACAUCGCAACCUCGGAUCGAGAACCAGAUUUUACGGCUGACAUUUGACAGACUGCAAGGGGAGCGGAAGGGAGCGACAGUACCGCCGCGAAAGAGUGCUGGAACACGGCUGGGAGUCCACAGACCUUCGGUGGGGCACGGCCCAUGCGGAUCUGUCGUCCAUGAUCAGACGUCGGGAAAUAAACAUGUAGCUAGCUACUGCUACUUGGUUAUAGUACAUACAAUUCACCGUAAAUAAGAACACGGGAAAGCGGGCUUGACGUGUCGAUUGCCGUACGGUGUUCAACGUUAUUUUGACGGUGUCCAACCUCCCUUCAUCACCUCCACCACCACCUCAAGCCUGCAGUCUCCCUCUCUCCCCCCUCUCACCCCUUUCUGUCCCCCCUGGAAGAAGACAAGACAUUGGUCUGGAGAGUUGGCCCACGUCUACAUCCUACCCCAGACCACCCUAGUUCCAACCAGACUACAAUCCAACACCCUUCCCCUCCACCCCUCCCCAAACAGACGAAGGGGAGUGAGGAGCUUCACCCCCCCCCCCCCCCAUCCCCUCCUUCCCUCUCUCUCCCCCCUCCCAACAUGCAGCCCCGGGGCCUGUAUGUAAGAUCCAUGGUACAGCCCAUCCCUCCCUCUCUCUCCCCCCUCCCAACAUCCUAGAGAGCCAUCCCUAGAUUGAAAUCUUGAACCACUCCACUGGGUAAUGAAGUGAAGCUAAAUGUUCUGAUGUGAAACUGGGCUGGACCAGCACUGACCGGACAGGAGAGAACAGGAUGUGACUUCAGCAUCAGCCCACCUCACUUCCUGUCCAUCUCAACCAAUAGAAAGACUGGAUCACAGGCCUCAAAUUCCACAAUCACUCAAUCAAACUUUAUUUAUAAAAGCAUUUUUACAACAACAUUUCUCACAAAGUGCUUUACAGUAGUCACCUUAGUAAACUAAUGUUUGACUUCCAAAGAGCAGGCAGCGGCAGAGUGGCAAGGGACAACCUCCUUACAAGUGGAGAUGUGUUAGCUAACCUCUGACCUGUGUCUGGGCUUGGCUGCUUGUUGGAUCCAGACUGUAGUAUUUAAUCUACAGGCUUCUACUGACCGUAGCUAGCGCGUCAGCUUCUAGAAUGUUCUAUUAGGUUCUAGUAAGUUCUAAUAGGUUCUAGUAUGUUCUGUUAGGUUCUAGUAUGUUCUAUUAGAUUAUAGUAUGUUCUCUCAGGUUCAAGUAUGUUCUGUUAGGUUCAAGUAUGUUCUGUUAGGUUUUAGUGUGUUCUAUUAGAUUCUAGUAGGCUCUACCAGGCUGUCUGGCGCUGUGCUGUAGCCUCCUGGCCUGUGGCCCUCCUCUCUGGCUCCAGCCUUGGGCGUGGCCCACCGUUCCCCCCCCUCCCCUGAUCAACCUCCAUCAUUCGCCCCUCCCUCACCACGGCCGUCCUCCCCCCCCGCCCCCACCCUUCCUCCCCCUCCCAUCACCACCACUCCCCCCAUCAUCACCAUCACCCCUCUCACCCCCCAUCUCACCCCCAGUCCCCUCCUCCCUCCUCCCCUGUGGUCACCAUGACGACCACUCCCACUGCUCGUGAGCAUCUCCUGGUGGUGAGGAGGCGCAACCCCCACAUGCGCUACACUCUCAGCCCUGAAAACCUGCGCUCUCUCUCAGCCCAGGGCGGUGAUGGCAUUGGCCCUAGGGGUCACGGCGGGGAAAGGUCAGCUGGUGAACGGUCAGGGGUCGGAGGUCAUGGAGAGGGUCAUGGCGGCGGGCUACAAAGGGCCAAUAGCGACACGGACCUGGUGACCUCGGAGAGCAGGUCAUCGCUGACUGCGUCGACAUACGAGUUCACGAUGGGGCGGGGCCAAAACCUGGUCAUCAACUGGGACAUCAAGGAGGAAGUGGACGCCACGGACUGGAUCGGACUCUACCACAUCGAUGAGACGUGUCCUGCCAACGUGUGGGACUCUAAGAACCGCGGGGUGAACGGCACCCAGAGAGGACAGAUCGUCUGGAGGCUGGAGCCUGGACCUUACUUCAUGGAGCCUGAGACUAAGAUCUGCUUUAAGUACUACCAUGGAGUGAGUGGUGGCCUGAGAGCAACAACCCCCUGCAUCACCGUCAACAACCCAGGACUUCCUGUUAGAGCCGAGGGUCAAGCUGAGGGCCAAUCAGUGACAGAGAACUGUCGGAAACUCGUCAGCUUCACUUUAUCAGAUAUCCGUGCGUUGGGUCUGAAGAAGGGGAUGUUCUUUAACCCUGACCCCUACCUGAAGAUGUCCAUCCACCCUGGGAAGAAGAGUGGCUUCCCCACCUUCACCCACCACGGACAGGAGCGCCGCUCCGCCAUCAUAUCUAACACCACCAACCCUGUCUGGCCCGGAGAGAAGUACACGUUUGUGGCUCUGAUGACGGAUGUCUUGGAAAUCGAGGUGAAGGAUAAGUUUUCUAAAAGCCGACCAAUCAUCAAGCGCUUCCUGGGUCAGCUGACCAUCCCAGUGCAGAGGCUGCUAGAGAGACCUAAUGCAGAGGACCAGCCGCUAAGCUAUGCCCUGUGUCGUCGUCUGCCCACGGACCAUGUGAGCGGCCAGCUGCAGUUCAGAGUGGACAUGACCUCUGGACAUGACGACGGCUCUCCUGAUGCCAUGGGUUCCAUCUUGGGUUUGUCAGUGAACGGGGACCCUGGGAGCCCCUCUGACGAUGAAGACCCCCAGCCUUCCUCCAGGGCCCGGGGCCCCUCUCCUACAGGUUCCUACUCCUCCCUGCUCAACGGAGAGGUCCACAGGGAUGGAGACGGUGUCUGGAGUGGCGCCCGGGGGGCGGGAGGCGAGCUAGACGUCCUGGGAUUGGCAAUCCCGGGCGGCCACACCCAUCGACAGGCAUCCCUCAACGACUACCUGGAUGCCAUUGAAGCUCCUAAGGGCCCGGGAGAGCGGCCCCUGGGCGCGACGUCACCCAAGCUGAGGUCCAGUUUCCCCACGAACACACGACUCAGCGCCAUGCUGCAUAUAGACUCUGAUGAAGACGAGGAGGCAGGGCCGCCCAGGGACCAUCCACCACAUGACAGGAAGCCCUUGCUGCCACUGACCAAUGGUGUUCAGGCUGGGCUUGGAAAGGGAGCUGCCUCUUCAGAACAGGGCCUGGGGAAACAAGAGAAAGAGGGGACAGAGGCAAAUAGGGGAGAGGUUGAGGGAGCACAGGGGACAAAAGCUGGGACAGGGGUUGGAGAUGGACCUGGAGAUGAAGCUGGGGAUGGGGCUGGAUCUGGAGAUGGAGCUGGAGAUGGGGAUGGAGCUGGAGAUGGGGCUGUAUUUGGGGCUGGGUCUGGAGCUGGGGAUGGGGCUGUAUUUGGGGCUGGGUCUGGAGCUGGGGAUGGGGCUGGAUCUGGGGAUGGGGCUGGAUCUGGGGAUAGAGCUGGAGAUGGGGCUGGAUCUGAGGAUAGAGCUGGAGAUGGGGAUGGAGCUGAGGCUGGAUCUGGGGAGGGGGAUGGGGCUGGAACUGGGGAUAGGGCUGGAUCUGGGGAUGGAGAUGGAGAUGGGGCUGGAUCUGGGGAUGGGGCUGGAUCUGGGGAUAGAGCUGGAGAUGGGGCUGUAUCUGGAGCUGGGGUUGGAGUUGCAGUUGAAGCGAGGACUGGAGCUGGAUCCAUGGCUGUGGUUGGAUCUCUAACUGUAGCCAGACCUGGGGUUGGAGCUGAGGCCAGACCUGGAUCUGUGGUUGGUCCUGGGGCUGGAGCUCCUCUAUCUCCAAUACCUGAGACGAAUACUGCAGUGCAGGGGGUGUCAGAGGACGCUGUGGCAGCCAGGACUAAGGCCAGCCAGCAACCAACAAUCUCAGGGACCACAGCAGCCCAGGGGCCCCUCAGGAACUCACUGCCUGCUGUUCUGAAGACAUCCACUACUCAGAAGGAAAAGGAAAUGGCGCCCAAGGCUGAGGAGGAAGGGUCGGAGUCAUCCAGUGAAGGAGCAAGUGCCAUCGCAGCCCCCCCGACGACCAGUAGCGUUGCCGACCAGGGGGGCGGGGCCUCUGAUGUCACAGGAGCAAGGACCGCCGGCGCAGCAGCCAAUGAGGAAGACGAGGGUGGGGAGAUCUGGCAGAGGAGGUCCAUGCAGGCGUCUGGAGGCGUGUCUCAGGAGGAGGGGGCGCGGUCUUCUGAGGCCAGCGGGCCAAUCGACUCUCCUCAGAGUGUCUCUGAGGAGGGCAGAGAGGCAGGAGGGGCCACAGCUCAAGUCAACGGUCACCAGUCCGUCCGCUCCCUGCCCUCUGUCCGUCACGACGUUGGUCGCUACCAGAGAGUAGAUGAGCCCCUUCCUCCCAACUGGGAGGCCCGUAUAGACAGUCACAGUCGUGUGUUCUACGUGGACCAUGUGAACCGCACCACCACCUGGCAGAGACCCACCGCUCCUCCAGCACCGCAGCUCCUCCAGAGGUCCAACAGCAUACAGCAGAUGGAGCAACUCAACCGCAGGUAUCAGAGUAUACGCAGGACGAUGACCAAUGAGAGAACAGCAGAGGAGCUGACAGCUCCGCCCGAGGUGCCCACCGACGACACUGACCACCACACUAUCCCAGAGUAUCGUCGUGAUGGUGUGGUGGCUCCAGAUAGCUCUCGUUCUCGUCUCAGUCUGCUCCUCCAGUCUCCCAGCGCCAAGUUCCUGACCAGCCCAGACUUCUUCACCGUGCUGCAUUCCAACCCUAGUGCCUACCGCAUGUUUACAGGUAACACCUGCCUGAAACACAUGAUCAGUAAGGUGCGUCGGGACACGCAUCACUAUGAGCGCUACCAGCACAACAGAGACCUGGUGGUUUUCCUCAACAUGUUCUCCAACAAACAGCUGGAGCUGCCCCGUGGCUGGGAGCUGAAGCACGACCACACUGGCAAGCCUUUCUUUGUGGACCACAACUGCCGGGCCACUACGUUCAUCGACCCUCGGCUCCCUCUCCAGAGCAGCACGCGUCCCAGCAGCCUCCUGGCCCACCGCCAGCACCUGACCAGACAACGCAGCCACAGCGCUGGCGAGGUCAGCCCACAACACAUGAUGGGUGAGCACCCUCGUCACUCUGGAGGAGGACCCCCUGUAAUGCCCCGCCCAUCCAGCACCUUCACCACGGGCAGCCGCACCCAGUACCAAGACGUAGUGCCAGUGGCUUACAAUGACAAGAUAGUGGCGUUUCUACGACAACCCAACAUCUUUGAGAUCCUGCAGGAGAGACAGACAGAGUUUAUCAGGAACCACUGGCUCAGGGAGAAGGUGCAGUUGAUCCGUAAUGAAGGGGCCUCUGGUCUGGCCAGGCUGUCUGGUGAUGCAGACCUGGUCAUCCUCCUCAGCCUGUUUGAGGAGGAAGUGAUGUCAUAUGUUCCGCCUCACGCCUUACUGCACCCCAGCUACUGCCAGUCCCCACGAAGCUCCCCCGUGUCCUCUCCACAGAACUCACCUGGAACACAGCGAGCUAAUGCCCGUGCCCCUGCCCCCUACAAGCGAGACUUCGAAGCCAAACUGCGAAACUUCUACCGCAAACUGGAGACCAAGGGCUACGGCCAGGGCCCAGGGAAGUUAAAGUUGAUCAUCCGUAGAGACCAUCUCCUGGAGGAUGCCUUCAACCAGGUCAUGUGUUACUCCCGUAAAGACCUGCAGAGGAGCAAGCUCUAUGUCAGCUUCCUGGGAGAGGAGGGGUUGGACUACAGCGGCCCGUCCAGAGAGUUUUUCUUCCUGGUGUCUAGAGAGCUGUUCAACCCGUACUACGGCCUGUUUGAGUACUCCGCCAACGACACCUACACCGUUCAGAUCAGCCCCAUGUCUGCCUUCGUAGACAACCAUCACGAGUGGUUCCGUUUCAGCGGGCGUAUCCUGGGCCUGGCUCUGAUCCACCAAUACCUACUGGAUGCCUUCUUCACUAGACCCUUCUAUAAGGGCCUGCUGCGCAUCCUAUGUGAGCUGAGUGAUCUGGAGUAUCUGGAUGAGGAGUUCCACCAGAGUCUCCAGUGGAUGAAGGACAACGACAUCGAGGACAUGUUGGACCUCACCUUCACUGUCAAUGAGGAGGUGUUCGGACAGAUCACAGAGAGAGAGCUGAAGCCGGGCGGGGCCGACAUCCCAGUGUCAGAGAAGAAUAAGAAGGAGUACAUUGAGCGCAUGGUGAAGUGGCGUAUUGAGAGAGGAGUGGUUCAACAGACAGAGAGUCUGGUCCGGGGAUUCUAUGAGGUGGUGGAUUCCAGGCUGGUGUCAGUGUUUGAUGCCAGGGAGCUGGAGCUGGUGAUAGCUGGCACCGCUGAGAUAGACCUGGUGGACUGGAGGAGCAACACUGAUUACAGAGGAGGUUACCAUGACAACCACAUAGUGAUCCGUUGGUUCUGGGCGGCGGUGGAGAGGUUCAACAACGAGCAGAGACUCAGGCUGCUACAGUUUGUGACGGGUACCUCCAGUAUUCCCUACGAGGGUUUCGCCUCUCUCCGAGGCAGCAACGGACCCCGCAGGUUCUGUGUGGAGAAAUGGGGCAAAGUUACCUCUCUACCCAGGGCUCACACCUGUUUCAACCGGCUGGACCUCCCUCCAUAUCCAUCCUUCUCCAUGCUGCACGAGAAGAUGCUCACUGCCGUGGAGGAGACCAGCACCUUCGGCCUGGAGUGAUGACCCCUAUCACCUUUAACCCCCACUCCUCCUACGACCUUUGACCCUGACCUCUGAACUGUAGUAUCACAGAGGUAGAGGAACCCAAGGGGUUCAAGGGGAUGACUGUCUAGUCUGUCUGGCACCCUGUUGUAUCUUUAUACACACUCACCUUCCUGAAGUGAGCUGAACAGAGGAGAAUAGACCCAUGUCUAUCAGAGGGUAUGACCCCUGCACAACGCCAGGGGUCACUGUGAUGGUUAAGGUCACUUAGACACACUGCCAACACAAACCAAAGGAGAGCACCCUAACACUCACACCCUUACUCUAUUAGACCAAUGGGAGAGAUGGACUCGUAAGCCUCUAACCAAUCACACAAUGAAGGAACAAAAACCAAGACCUGGAGUGAGACUCCAGCUGGCUCAUCACGUUUUAUUAUUUAAAAUACGGAUUUCCAGUGGAGUCUCGUGAGGCAGGUGGUGGUCGAGCUUUUCCUGGAAAGCAGAAGAAACACAGAUGCUUUAUCUCACAGAGAGGUUGAGGCGGACAUCACAGGACAUCGCUCCUCUGAGAGGCUGAGGUGGACAUCACAGGACAUCGCUCCUCUGAGAGGUUGAGGCGGACAUCACAGGACAUCGCUCCUCUGAGAGGUUGAGGCGGACAUCACAGGACAUCGCUCCUCUGAGAGGCUGAGGUGGACAUCACAGGACAUUGCUCCUCUGAGAGGCUGAGGUGGACAUCACAGGACAUCGCUCCUCUGAGAGGCUGAGGUAGACAUCACAGGACAUUGCUCCUCUGAGAGGCUGAGGUGGACAUCACAGGACAUUGCUCCUCUGAGAGGCUGAGGUGGACAUCACAGGACAUCGCUCCUCUGAGAGGCUGAGGUAGACAUCACAGGACAUCGCUCCUCUGAGAGGCUGAGGUGGACAUCACAGGACAUCGCUCCUCUGAGAGGCUGAGGUAGACAUCACAGGACAUCGCUCCUCUGAGAGGCUGAGGUGGACAUCACAGGACAUUGCUCCUCUGAGAGGCUGAGGUGGACAUCACAGGACAUUGCUCCUCUGAGAGGCUGAGGUGGACAUCACAGGACAUCGCUCCUCUGAGAGGCUGAGGUGGACAUCACAUGACAUCGCUCCUCUGAGAGGCUGAGGUGGACAUCACAGGACAGUGUUGCUCUUGGAGAAGGGGAUGAGAGGAGAGAGGAAGAGAUGAAAGAAGACAAGACAGGUGCUCUUCAGCUGCUGUGGCCACGCCUCCUGCCCUGUCAGGGAGAGAACCAACCAAUCAAGGUCCAGGCAGCUUUGUGACCUGCCCUUGUUGAACACUCUGACAGGUGUGUUCUAGAACAGAACACUGAAGUAGCCCAUGGUGAUGCGGUGGUGUCUGUGUGCUGAAGCUGGACUCUCUCUACAGGCUUUUCAUCUAUCUGCAAAAUGUCUUUUGUAACGGCCACAAACAAUGAUAUGUUUUUGAAUGUACUGACUGAUAUCACGAUGAUGCGCUUGAAUGUGUCGUUUUUGUACGUCGCUCGAUGACUCGUCAAAUCAAAAUGGCUGCCUCAUUCUUAACAAACUUCAGGGCAAGCUAUAAGCACGGAUAACCAAACUCAGCUACGGUUUGUUCGAUAAAGACAUUACAUUGAGUUGUCUUUCCCAUAAUGUUAGACACAAGCUCACACACACACUCUUUCGGUGUUUUAGCUCUUUUCAUUGUUUGCAAGUAUGUUGAUUGUCAUCGUCGCUUUAUCAUUGAACUACACUGCCAGAGUAGAGGGUGAUCUGAACUUUUCAAAUCCGUCAUGGUUGUUUGUUGCUCUUGUUUUUAACUUGCUUCUACUUUUUCUCCUUAUGUACAUUAUCCUGAUUGGCACCUAAUUGAAUAUGUUGGUUUGAUCAGUUCCUAUUUCAAUAGGGGUUGGGACCCCGAUAUAACAUCAUAUAAUGACAAAUGUUCGUAUGACCGUGAUAAUGAAAGUAAAACAUGGUGAUUAACAACCUGCAUGUCGAGAGAUACACACACACACACACACACACACACACACACACACACACACACACACACACACACACACACACACACACACAUAUCAUGCAAUUAUAAUGUGAUCUGUGUGUGGGUGAUGGUGAGGUGAAGGGACAUUUAUAGCUUUAUAGAGACUCGUGACAGAGAACAUGUUGAAGUCAUACACAAGCACAGAUGACCAUGGUAUGCUAUUACACUGACUGUUUUGGUGGGGGAAAUGUUUUUUAUAGACGGAUCUACAGUACUGGGAAGUUUUAAGACGAUGAGUAAUGAGCAUAUGAUUUUAUAGACGUAUCUACAGUAUAUGGAAGUUUUAAGACGAGGAGUAAUGAGAACAUGAAGGAAGAGUCAUAGAAACAAAUACAUAUUUGUCAUGUUUUUCACUUCAUAUCCUGCCUUAGAAAGCAUUAGUCUGCUUUCUGAUACCACCAUAUUCUACUCUCAGGGUGCAUUCCAGGUCACCUUUAUUGCAGUCGCGCUGCUGCUGAGCAUUUUAGCCGAUUACUAUAUUAUAUGUAUAUCAUAUUAUUGUGGUUCCAGAGAGGUAAAUACUUUUCCAGGCGUUGUGAGGGACUAUCAUCUGAGCAGUGUGUCGACUGCAAUAACGAUUACAUGAAACGCGCCCAAUGUCUUUGUUUCAGGGAUGUGACCCCACCCAGCCACCAUCACAUCCCGAGACUGGAAUGUAGCUAACGGAAUGUAAGGGACUGAAAUAGAACAACUUCCUGCAUUCUCUUCCAUCAUCCCAGGGCCAGUGAGAGACUGGGGGCAGAUAUAUUACAUGUUUUACGUUAAAAACAUAAUUUUUAAAAAGGGAAGUGCACAGUGGCAUAACAUGUAUUUAUUUUUGGACAUUUUAGUAAUUUAUCAGACGCUCUUAUCCAGAGCGAUUUACAGUUAGUGCAUUCAUCUUAGACUGUAGCUAGGUGGGACGGGUUCUGGUGUAGUUUUUGAGCAUAGACUGAAAGACUGAAGCUAGGGAGGGACAGUUUCUCUUGCUGUUUCAUAGGUAUGCACCAUGGUCUUGUAGUGGAUGCGAGCAUUAUGGGAAUACUGUACAUGAGCUGGGAUGGCUUGCGAGAAGUUCUUCUAACUUUUUACGUACUGACAGUACACCUUUCUUUCAUUCUGACUCCCUCUCUGUCUGCAAAUGAAUGAUUGUGCUGUCCUGUGUAGGCUAUGUAUUUUCACCAGGGGUCUCCAACAGGUCGAUCGCGAGCUACCAGUAGCUCGCAGUCUACCUAUGAGUAGCUCGCCAAACAAUUCUGAAAGUACAAUUUGCACGUGUUCCACGACAAACUGUCAUAAACAAAUCCCACAAGUGUCAGACACCGCAAGCUCCCAGCUACUAUCUAAUUAACGCAAAAUUGACAUGUUAAAAAGCCAAACCUAACAAUAUCUGCCAAUGAAUUCGCAGCAAUAUUGCCCCUGUCUGUCUGUGUGGUGCGCGCGUUUGUCCAUCACUCCAGACAGUUGACGUGAUAAACCAUCUUGUGAGUUGACCGAAAUACUUUCCCCAAAACCUUUUCAAUUAAAUAUUUAUUGCAAGUAGGCUUACCUGGCAUAAGUAUAUAAUGAGUAUAUAUUGUUAUUUGAAAACUUGAAAUUAAAUGAAAUGCCAUGAAAUGCAUAGCAGUAUGGAACCAUUGCUAUACUAGCACAUUCCUCACUCAGAUGCGCAAUUAAAGGGCCAGAUGCGCAAUUACAGGAACAUUGCACAAAGAUAUCUACAUUUGUUAGUUUCCUUCCAGACCUAAAAAUAAUUGACUUGGACUCAGAACAUUCCAUUUCGUUGUUUCUCUAUGAAUAAUUAUAAUUUUGAGAGUGAAAACAAUUCUUAAACCAGGAAAAACAACACUGACAACAAAUCUCUGAUUUUAGAGUUGUUUAUUAUCCAUUAUUUUACCAGGUAUAUUGACAGAAAAUAUAGUGCACUACUUUCUCUUGUAGUGCAAGGACCCGGAGAAGAGUUGCAGGGGAGAGGAGAAGAAUGGGCCUAUUUUAAAAUCUAGAAAGAAAUGAGAUCUAAUGCCAGAAAAGGUUGGAGACGCCUGAUUUGCACUGAAUGUACCAAUGUUUUGGGGCUUUAAUUGGGGCUUUUGACUCUCUUCAUCCAAGUCUCGGUCUCUCAACCUCCAUGGUCUUCACAUUCACCACCAUCACUGAGUAACCGAUAGCCCAUCACACCAAGCCACUACUUCUUUACUCACAGAAACACUUUAACUACAACACAACAUGCAUAUAUACAUUAUCACCAAUUGUGACCAAUUUGAAAGUUGCAUCCAUGUUUCAGUUGUUCUCACCUUUUUGUAAUGGAAUGUUCUGUCUGUUCCUCUCUGGCUGGCUGUCUGCCUGUCUGGUCCUGUGACAGGCAGGACUCUAGGAUUAGAUACUGUCUGCUGGGGGGUUCAAGGCUGUGUCUUUGUCAGAGCUUCACUAUGCAAAGCUUUUUUCUCCACGUCACUCCUAAUGAUUGUAUGAAAAAAACGAUAAAAAUAAUUGAUUAAA